CUAGAGCUGGGGGGUGGGCCUGGAUCUGACCCAUGUGUCUCAGGGGCCCCCAAGGUGCAGUGCUGGACGCUGCCCAGGGUCGUGGCCGCGGUGGCUGGUGGGUUCCUGCUCUUGGCCGGCAUUGGUGCCAGCAUCUGGGCCAUUGUGACGUGGGUGCUGACAGGUGACAGCGAGGCACUGUACGGAGUCCAGGUGAGCCCAACUGACCUGCGGCUCACCGUGUUCGACGAGGCCGAGGGCAAGUGGCGCCUGGUCUGCUCCUCUCCUGCCAACGCACUGGUGGCUGCACUGAGCUGCGAGGAGAUGGGCUUUGUCCGGUCUCUAUGGCACUCGGAGCUGGAUGUGGAGCGUGCUGGGGCCAACGGGACGUCUGGGUUCUUCUGCGUGGAUGAGGCCCGGCUGGCCUUGGCCAGUGGACUGGCUGAGGUUGUCACUGCCUGCUGGGGGUCUGGGGCCCGUGCUGAGGCUGAGGGUGGGGGGUGUCUCUGCACAGAGUGUGGGCGCCGGAAGCUGCCUGUGGAGCGCAUCGUGGGCGGGCAGGACGCGGGGCGUGGGCGCUGGCCCUGGCAGGUCAGCCUGCGGCACGACGGUGCCCACCUUUGUGGCGGGUCCCUGCUGGCCAGCGACUGGGUCCUCACCGCUGCCCACUGCUUCCCCGAGAGGCACCGGGUGCUGAGCCGGUGGCGGGUGCUGCUGGGUGCUGUGUCGCAGGCCGCGGGCCAGGGGCAGCAGGUCGGGGUCUUAGGUGUCGUCUACCACGGGGGCUACCAGCCCUUCCUGGACCCCAACAGUGAGGAGAAUGCCGAUGACAUUGCCCUGGUGCGCCUGGCCGUGCCCGUCACCUUCACUGAGUACGUGCAGCCCGUGUGCCUGCCGGUGCGUGGCCAGCACCUUGUGGAUGGCAAGAUCUGCACCGUGACGGGCUGGGGCAACACGCAGUACUAUGGGCAGCAAGCCGACGUGCUGCAGGAGGCGGCCAUGCCCAUCAUCAGCUCCACCGUGUGCAACACGCCCGAGUACUACGGCAACCAGAUCCGGCCACGCAUGUUCUGCGCUGGCUUUGCUGAGGGCGGCGUUGAUGCCUGCCAGGGAGACAGCGGGGGCCCCUUUGUGUGUGAGGAUGGGGUGGCGCGUGCCCGCCGCUGGCGCCUGGCCGGCGUGGUGAGCUGGGGCACUGGCUGUGCCCUGCCCCGCAAACCAGGCGUCUACACGCGUGUUGGUGCCUUCCACGCCUGGAUCCACAAGGCCAUGAAGACUCACUCCCAGGUCAGCGGUAUCGUGUCCCAGCACUGACCCCUGCCUGCCCCCCCCUCCGUGGACCUUGCUGACCUGGUGACCUCUGACUUCCGGCCCUGCCCCCCCUCAUGGCUGCAGGCCAGGAACAGGCCCCAGCCACUGAAGGGGAUGCAGCGUCGGCUCUUUAAGCCUCCGCUGGCCAAUGGGGGCAUCCUUUGGCUGGAUCGGCCUAUUGCAAUGUGGCACCAGCCCUUUAAGGACAUGAUGACCAAUGGGUUUCCUCUGUGGCUUGUCAGACUUCUGUGCCAGGGAAGAGGAGCUGGCCAGGGAAUGGUGAAGGCAGUGGCAAUGGCUGCAAAGACCCCCCCCUCCCCCCCCCAUGGACAUCAGCCAAUCAAGGUGGAUCUGCCACCCAUUAACUGCUUCAGUGCUGGGAGGAGGCACCCUGUGGGGGAAGUUAUCCCAGCAUGCACUGCUCUUGCUGGUGCAUGGCAUGCUGGGAGGGACAGGGCUCAGGGAAGGAUCUGGCUUCAGUUCAUAGGGCCAGGAAGUGGGGUGGGGGGAAGGGACAGAGGUGGGCAUGCACCCUGGAGAUCUGCAUGUACCAACACAUGCCAAGGACACGCAACAGACACAUGUGCACACACACACACACGCACCUUAGACGCACAAAGGGCAGGCACUGCCCACACGGAUCAGCCCAGGCACGGCACUUGCCUCCCUGUACCAUGUGUAGAGAACACACGUGUAUGUGUGCGUGCAUGCACUCAUACACAGCCAGCCCCACUGCCACAUGUGAAUGCACGUGAGCAAACACGCAUGCAUGCACGCACACAUGCACAUACACACACACCCCCUUCCCUCUCACCAUCCCACACACACACACGUGCCUUGCUGGCUAUGUCUGGGCCUCCCUGCCUAGAGCCAGCCCCUGGGUCCCUUCCCCUGGCUGGGGCCCUUUAUGUACAUAGCUGUGGGGCCUGUACGGGCCCCACUUUUGCCGCCAAUCACUGUGCUAAUAAAUGUUUGAUUAGA
Molecule: messenger RNA, 2271 nt
Organism: Alligator sinensis (Chinese alligator)
Lineage: Eukaryota; Metazoa; Chordata; Crocodylia; Alligatoridae
Gene: HPN
Product: hepsin
Exons: 10
Biological process (GO): proteolysis
Cellular component (GO): membrane
Molecular function (GO): serine-type endopeptidase activity; serine-type exopeptidase activity
Source: RefSeq, a predicted model, not a curated record